This is a messenger RNA of Zymoseptoria tritici IPO323, 993 nucleotides long. RefSeq lists its product as uncharacterized. The record is from RefSeq and is a predicted model, not a curated record. The transcript has a single exon. Lineage: Eukaryota; Fungi; Ascomycota; Dothideomycetes; Mycosphaerellales; Mycosphaerellaceae. The coding region runs from base 34 to 993 and encodes 319 amino acids.
CACAAUAUCACCCUCGCUGUCCUCCACACCGCCAUGACCCGCUCCGCUCUCAUCGCCGCCGCCAUUGCCGGCGCGUGGACCAUCACACCGACGCUCGCCGUCCCGCCCGAGGACUUUGGCUUCCCUUCCGCACCGAACGACACGAUCCUCGACGUCUCCUUCCGCCAAACACUCAGCGGAUACGAAGACGUCGUGCCAGGAAGCCGCUACGGUAUCGCCAUCGCCGAGAAUGAGCCCAAUCUCAGUCUCAACACCACCGCCUACCCUCGACUGGACUCGUACCAAGGCGAAUACAUCGUCAUCAUGGUCGAUCCGGAUGCCUCAUACCCGGAGAAUCCCUCCAACCGCUUCAUUCUGCACUGGCUGCGACAAAAUCUCAGCUCAGCAGAGAACGCCAAUCCUCCACCAGCUGGUCUGCAAAUUGUCACCGACACGGCGAAGUUACUAAACAGCUUCACACCCGCAAUAGUCCAAUAUCGCCGUCCUUCGCCACCGACCAACUCCUCCGCUCAUCGCUACAUCUUGUACGCAUUCGAGCAGCCACAGCACUUCCGCCUGCCAGAGCAGUGGUCCGGCUUGAGCGGCAGCAACCGCACGGGAUUCAACCUGACGUCGUUCAUCAGCGACACAAACCUGGGAAUGCCAUGCGCGGCAAACUACUUCUACACUUCCAACCAGACUGUUGUACCUGAUGACUUUGUCUCUACCAAUGGCUCUUCCUACCCAGGUGGUGAUGGCACGGCGAUCACUUCCGGCGAUCCACAUGGUCCUGGCUCCUCUGCUCCAAACAACACCCACAGCGCCAACUCGACCAUGCCGACUCGCAUGCCGAAUGCGACAACAAGUGGUGGUGCUGGACCAUCGCCGACCUCAUCUCCGACGACAUCUGCGGAACCUUCCUCGACCUCGGCCUCCACUGGUGGAACAGCCAUGUUGACCGGCGCCGGAAGUCUUGUCGCCGCAGGCCUCGUCGGACUCGCCGCUUUGCUUUGA